AUGACUGGAAAGGCGAAGCAGUCUCCACGUAUUACCCCGAAUAGAAAUGCAGAAAAAAGUGCAACCACGUCAUCAAAAAAGGUCACACCAACAGGAAAAUCUGCUUUGAAGUUAAAGAACUUAUGCUCCGUAACUCCGCCAACUCGAAAUGCAAAUACAAAAGAAGAAGAAAAAGUUGCAGAGCCAUUAUCACAAAUAGAAUCAAGAAUAAGAUGUGAACUUCGCCUCGAAAUGUUAAUUAGAAUGAGAGAAAUGCAAGAUUAUUAUGAAUCAAAAAUAGCCGAUCUAACUGAAGCAAUGGACGCUGAUUCCUAUACAAUUUCUGCGCUAUAUGAAAACGGUCAAUCUGAAAGUGAUUCGUCCAAGAAUAAAGUGAAUCCAGAAAUUCUCGAAGUGACCAAGGAAAUUGAAGAAUCUGUGGCUAAAAGAGAGGAAUAUUUCAAACUUCUUGAUGAGAAAAAGAGGCAUAUUGCUGUUAUUAAUCAAGAAAUUCAAGCAACAGAGGCGGAAAAUUUCAAGCUCAGAGAAGAAAGAAACAGAUUACAGAUGAGAGUCGACGCAUUACGUAAGCAAAAGCAAGAUGAAGAUCUUAGGAUCAAUGCUUCCAAUGAAGAGCAAAAAAGAAAAGAAUUUCUUGCAAAAGAAUGCAAGAAUGAAGAUAAUGACCAGGCAACAAAAUCCGAUAAAGAAUCAUCUACUUCCUUGGCACAAAAGAAGACUUCUAAGAAAUCUGUUGAGAAGCAAAGCUCAAUGAAGGAAGAUUCUCGUAAAGCAAACCAGAAUAAAGUUCUUUCGCGUGAAACUUCGAAAGCAGAUAAGGUUAAGAAACCUGAUAAUGUUGGUAAGAGUGAAAACUCUAAAAGUGAGCAAAAUUCCAUAGAUUCGAGCAAAAAGGUUUCCAAAGAUGUUUCUGCCAGAAAAAUAAACGAGAAUGCAUCGCGUAGCAGAACUAAAUUAGAUACAGUCGGAGAAUUCAAUCAAAAGCCUUAUCAAAUUAAAAUUACUCCUCAACUUGUUCACAAAGCAAAGAAAAAUAAGGAUUAG
This is a messenger RNA of Trichomonas vaginalis G3, 1044 nucleotides long. RefSeq lists its product as uncharacterized. The record is from RefSeq and is a predicted model, not a curated record. NCBI's taxonomy places the organism in Eukaryota, Parabasalia, Trichomonadida, Trichomonadidae. The coding region runs from base 1 to 1044 and encodes 347 amino acids. The transcript has a single exon.